Molecule: messenger RNA, 2300 nt
Organism: Maniola jurtina (meadow brown)
Lineage: Eukaryota; Metazoa; Arthropoda; Insecta; Lepidoptera; Nymphalidae
Exons: 9
Coding region: 49-1413 (454 amino acids)
Cellular component (GO): membrane
Source: RefSeq, a predicted model, not a curated record
CGGAGUAGAGCAGUAAACAUGGGCACUGUGUGCUGAACACCUUGAGGCAUGCAGACGUUGCUAGCGCUUCUCGCGACAGCCCUCGCGUGCGUCUUAGCCCGCCCACCAGCGAUCACGGAUGGCCCACCGAUCGCCGGGGCCUCUCCGGGGCCCCAGCGGCAGCGGGCACCCAUUCCGCCUCCGCGAGAGUUCCUCACAGAGUACAUCCUCCCGCGUUUCCUGGUGCCCCACUACCUGGGCUACGACGAACAGCUGCGCUUUCCACGGCCUUUGGAGAACAACUUUCUGGACCGGGAAAUAGAUUUCAUCAAGCAAAUGGAAUUACAAGAAAUUGAAUCUAAUCCAUAUGAGGUCCAGUAUCCCCGCUGGGAACCCAUCGAAUCACCAACUCGCUACUUCGGGCACGUCUUAGGUCCGAUCGUCCCUGAGGCGCAAAUGUACCCUGACCAGAAAUUGGACGCUGUCGUGUCCUCACCUCUCAGAUACAAGGGGUAUCAAGUUUUGAAGAAGAACGAAGCUGACGAGGAUUCCAGCAAGGAAAGGUCCACCAAAACAAAUAAUACUGCUAACCCUGGAUCAGAUUCUGCUGAUGUAAAAAAAACUUUUGCUUUAACGCCUCUUGAUUCUGGUUAUUACGAAAAUGCAAAUAUUGAAGAAAAUGAUAAAGCAGUGACACCAAUAGAAGAGGAGCCAGAGUAUAACAGCAUUGACACGAUGAUAGAUACGCGCAAGAUUCGACAAAAUCCCAACUUGAGUAAAACGAAGACACUCAUCGCCGAACACGUGGACAGGCUUCGCACUGGUUUGUCUAAUAAGGACUACCGUAUACCUGUCUCGUUACUGCCAACCAAUCUGCGCUGGUUGAAAAUAAAUCGUCCUAACGACCUUGAGGAGAGCACACACGAGGAUGUCAAAGGUACAGCUAAGCCACACCAUAUCCAUAUCCUGGAGACGCCUACACCAGACCCCGGGGAGUCCAUAUAUAGCAUUGCCCUCCUUGCCGCUGUUGGUGCUGCCCUGACUGUGGCGAUCAUAGGCUUAGCUUUCGGAUGGUACACUUUAUCGAAGAAGGCAAAAGCUGCUGCUGAUGUAGACUACCCCGCAUACGGCGUCACUGGUCCUAACGUGGACACCUCCGGAGAUCGCAAGCUAGCACAAUCGGCACAUAUGUAUCACUAUCAGCACCAGAAGCAACAAAUUAUAGCUAUGGAAAGGAACGGCAUGGAUCGCAACGCCUCUGUAUCUGACCCGGAGUCCGAAGAAGAGAACGAGGAAGGAGACUACACCGUGUACGAGUGCCCUGGCUUUGCUACCACUGGCGAUAUGGAAGUGAAGAACCCACUUUUCAAGGAGGAGGGCACACCCGCUACCCCUGGGAAGAACGACGGAGGAAAGGUCCAGCCUAAGGAAUAAUCGCUACCCCUUCGCCAUACCGGCGAGGCCCGACGUUUGACGGGAAACCUCCUGUCACCGCUUUAUUUGACGAGGCAUUUCGGCACCCCAAACUUUAUUAUACACUUCAUACGUAAUCAUUUACUUUAAACGAUCGUCGCAUGAGUGCUACAAGAAAUCUAUUUCAAGUAAUUAUCUAUAACCUUUUCGUAUGCAGAGGAAAUCCGGGGCAAAGUGAUAAUGCCACAGCUAUAUCCCCACGUCAGUGUGUCUAAACACUUCAUGUUACACGCUUACAAAGAAAAGGACACUAUUAACUAGUGCAAGUAGAUUUUAUGCAAUGACUCUGGCUUGAUUUUACUUCUAGAUAUUAAAUGUCUCUUAUCGGUAAGCUAUCGUAGAGUAAACUAUUACUUCUUUGAUUGUUGUGUAAAGUUGAGUGAAUGUUUUGAUUACUAUUACCGUUAUCAACAACUACACAUUUAGCAUGACCAAGUCCGCACACUGUCAUUUCCACAAUCAAAGCGGGACAUAGUUUACACAAAUACUUGCGAAUAUUGUUGAGAAUGUCCCAGCCAAUUGUAACUUGUGUCAACUUGUGUUAAUACUUAUUGUAAGCAUUGAUAUUGCCCGACGCGACGUAUGACUGCGACUUGAAAUAUUAGAGACUCAAAACUAUGCGAGAUUACGACACGAGUUUGGGCACUCGGGUCUUGGCGUCUUCGUAGUGCUGGAGUAUUCAGUCAGUAUUUCAAAUCCUUAUUUUGUGGUACAUAGGAAAAAUAAACAAGGGUAAAGACUUGAUUUUAUUAUUACAUGUUAUGUUAAAGCUGGAAAUUGUCACUAACAGACGCUAGGCCACUGAACAGUCUACGUACAUUUGAAUUUACGCGCCCUCGCACGCAUCC